This is a messenger RNA of Xenopus tropicalis (tropical clawed frog), 3496 nucleotides long. RefSeq names its product nemo-like kinase (gene nlk). Gene Ontology annotation, biological process: signal transduction; regulation of signal transduction; MAPK cascade. Gene Ontology annotation, cellular component: nucleus; cytoplasm. NCBI's taxonomy places the organism in Eukaryota, Metazoa, Chordata, Amphibia, Anura, Pipidae. The record is from RefSeq and is marked provisional. Gene Ontology annotation, molecular function: transferase activity; ATP binding; kinase activity.
UCAAAGUUUUAGCGACAGCUGUGUUGUGCAAGUUGAUAUAGGAUGACCCCUCUUUUGAGGCUGUUAUAGGAGGCCUUUUGAUAUCCACUUUAUGGCCAAGUGACAGGCUGAUCAUCAGUCAAGUCCAUAGGAGGGCAUUUCUGAAUGUCUCUUUGUGGCACAUCUUCCAAUGCAAAUAUGAUGGCGGCAUAUAAUGGGGGCACAUCAACAGCAGCUGGGGGGCACCACCACCAUCAUCACCAUCACCUUGCCCAUUUGCCCCCUCCCCACCUACACCAUCAUCAUCACCUCCAUCCUCAGCAUCAUCUGCACCCAGGCUCAGCAGCAGCUGUGCACCCUGUUCAGCAACAUGUCUCCUCUUCAUCAGCUUCCACUUCCUCCUCAGCUGCCGCAGCUGCUGCGGCAGCGGCGGCAGCAGCAGCAAUGCUAAAUCCAGGGCAGGCCCAGUCCUACUUUCCAUCUCCAGCUCCAGGCCAAGCUCCAGGUCCUGCAGCAGCAGUGGCCCCUGCUCAGGUUCAGGCUGCUGCUGUAAAGGCUCACCACCAUCAGCACUCUCAUCAUGCCCAGCAACUGGAUAUUGAACCUGAUCGGCCCAUUGGUUAUGGCGCAUUUGGAGUUGUCUGGUCAGUAACAGAUCCAAGAGAUGGAAAAAGAGUUGCUCUAAAAAAGAUGCCCAACGUCUUCCAGAAUCUAGUCUCUUGCAAGAGGGUCUUCCGAGAACUGAAGAUGUUGUGUUUUUUUAAACAUGACAACGUACUCUCAGCACUUGAUAUUCUCCAGCCACCUCAUAUUGAUUAUUUUGAAGAAAUAUAUGUUGUCACAGAAUUAAUGCAGAGUGACCUCCAUAAGAUCAUUGUCUCUCCUCAGCCGCUUAGUUCAGAUCAUGUCAAGGUUUUUUUGUAUCAGAUUUUAAGAGGUCUGAAGUAUUUGCAUUCAGCUGGCAUUUUACAUCGAGAUAUUAAACCAGGGAAUCUACUUGUGAACAGCAACUGCGUUCUUAAGAUCUGUGAUUUUGGAUUGGCAAGGGUUGAAGAACUUGAUGAAUCUCGGCAUAUGACUCAGGAAGUUGUCACUCAGUAUUAUCGGGCUCCAGAAAUCCUCAUGGGGAGUCGACAUUAUACCAACGCUAUAGACGUCUGGUCUGUAGGAUGCAUUUUUGCAGAGUUACUUGGGCGAAGAAUAUUGUUUCAGGCUCAAAGUCCAAUCCAACAGUUGGACUUAAUCACUGAUUUGUUGGGUACACCGUCACUAGAAGCAAUGAGAACGGCUUGUGAAGGAGCCAAGGCACACAUACUCAGGAGUCCUCAUAAACAGCCAUCUCUUCCUGUCCUGUACACACUGUCCAGCCAGGCAACUCACGAAGCUGUCCAUCUACUCUGCAGGAUGUUGGUCUUUGAUCCAUCUAAAAGGAUAUCAGCUAAAGAUGCCUUGGCUCACCCAUACCUGGAUGAAGGCCGCUUGCGAUAUCACACUUGCAUGUGCAAAUGUUGUUUUUCAACUUCUUCUGGGAGGGUCUACACCAGUGAUUUCGAGCCUAUCACAAAUCCAAAAUUUGAUGACACUUUUGAAAAGAACCUCAGUUCUGUUCGGCAGGUGAAAGAAAUAAUUCAUCAGUUUAUAUUGGAACAGCAGAAAGGAAACAGAGUUCCUCUGUGCAUCAAUCCUCAGUCUGCUGCUUUUAAAAGCUUUAUAAGUUCCACUGUUGCUCAACCCUCUGAGAUGCCGCCAUCUCCACUGGUUUGGGAGUGAGAGUGGAAGACUUACUACUGACGACCAUUGUGUAGCUUUCCACUGGAGUCUGGGAAUUGCAAUUCUGGAGAGCGAUUGCGCCUGUACUGUAAUUUUACCAAUUAAGGUUAAAUCUACCAACCACUAGGUGUAAAAACGUAUAUCCUAUUUAAGACAAAAGUGGCGUACUGGUGACUUUUUCGGCUCGGUGGUUGUACUUCUGAAUGAAUUUAACCCAGAAUUGCUUAUUUUAUUAACUAUAUGAUGUUUUAAGGCUCAGAACAAAUUGCACCAAAUGAUGUAAUAAAUGGGUUUUUGUAGAGGUUGGUUCUAGGUUUUUAAAUAUUAUUUUAUUUAUUUUUUUAAUUAAAGUGAGGCUGUGUGCAAAGCAUUUUUAUACUGAGCCAUUCCAAAAAAAAUCCCUGAAUUUUCUGUCAAUAAGUGCGAACAGAAAAUGUGUCUGAAGACCAAUCACAAAGUACUUCCCAUCAUGAAGAAUGACCAGGGGCUGACGACGUAUCGAGCUUGAUGUCUCUUUCCUAGUGCUGCACUAGAACCAUGUUGUUAUUUAUAUGUUCUGAGACCAGAAGGCUUUUGCAGAGGAGGAGUGCAUCUGUGACUAGAGGGAAUGGACAUUCUUCCUUCCCAAUAUAAAUAUAUAAAUUAUAUAUUCUAUUUUUCUUAGAAUUCUUUCUUUUUUUUCUUACCUUGAAGCCCUGGGCAUGCAUAAUAUCCAUCUGUGUAAAUAAUUCCACUGGUCAUUUGUAAAGGUCCUUUCUAUGUCCCGCUGUAUAGAGGUGAGCUAGCUUGCACAUUUUAGAUUCUAAAAAGGUUUUUGUGACCCCAUUCCCCCCCCCCACCCCUUGCACUGGACAGUUGAAAAACAAGGAAAGGCGCUUGCUGCAAGCAGAACUGAGGGGGUACCCGUACCUGUGGUUGUGUAGGCGACGAGAGCGGCGCAACCAGGAAAUGGCACAGCUGCAAAUCCUUUACUUUCCAUUUUCUUUUUGGUUUCAACACUGAGAUCUCCUGUGCAUAUGUAUAUACAGACACAACUUAAGGCCUCUACCUCCUGGAGUAUACAGCUCAGCUUGUUUCACUCCAAAUGAUUCUUUUUUUAGCUUCAGUGUGCAGACUUGAAACUUGAAUGUUCCUUCCAGUUUUUAUAUGUACGCAUCACACUAGCGCAACCCAAGAAGGCAGAAGAUCGCUCUCACCGUUAUCAAGGAAUUCCUGUGGAUCCAACUUUUUUUGGUGGUAUUUGUAGCGUGCUCUUAACUGCUAGACUUCUUGUCAUUUAUUCUAGAAGAAUUUUUUUUUUUUUAUCCUGAACAGGCUGGAUUCAAUAGGAGGACACUAAACAAAACCCAAUUGGAUUUCUUUUCUUUUCCUUCAGUUGCUCUUGUUUGUUUUAAGCUUUAUUUUAUGGGAAGUUUUUUUAACUUCAAUGAAGUCAUGUUGCUGUGAAACCGAUGUGCGUUUGAAUUCCAAAUAUCGGAGACAUGGAGUCUUUUUUUCUUUUUCAUCUUUUUUUUUUUUUCCUUAUUUAGUUUUUCUGAAGCGGCUCCUUUAACAGACACCCCAGCGGAAGUGUUUCACCCCAGGUGUGAGGGAAUAGCCCUGUGUCACCCGAAGGAAAUGAUAAGCAAUGUGGAGCCCAAAGCUGGCUGAGGAAAGCAGUGGUGAUUUGGGAUACUUGCUGGUCACUUUGUAAAAUGUAGAUUUGAAGUUAAGUGGUGAAAACAUUAAAUGUGUCAUUUAAAAAAAA